Messenger RNA from Cantharellus anzutake, 1484 nucleotides. RefSeq names its product Sir2 family transcription regulator. The record is from RefSeq and is a predicted model, not a curated record. Lineage: Eukaryota; Fungi; Basidiomycota; Agaricomycetes; Cantharellales; Hydnaceae. Gene Ontology annotation, molecular function: NAD+ binding. Bases 89 to 1318 code for a protein of 409 amino acids. The transcript has 6 exons.
CGUACUAAAACCUAACAAUGACCUAAACUCUGGCCCCACGUACUACAAAUAGUUAACCAGAAGCUGCGCCGAAUGCCGAACCAGCGCCAUGACUGACCUUAAUCAUUGGCUCAACUACUUAAUGCCAUUUAAGAAGAAUAAAAAGGAGGGGGACACAACCGCGGGGGUGGAUACCCUUGUACGACACAUCUUGGAUAAGGAUGUCUGCAAGAAUGUGUUCAUUCUGGCGGGAGCUGGGAUAUCGACUUCUGCUGGCAUCCCUGACUUCCGAUCGCCCAAAACAGGACUCUACGCCAAUCUCGCACGAUUGAAUCUACCUUAUCCCGAGGCCGUCUUUGACAUUGGCUUCUUUGAAGAACGGCCAGAACCAUUCUAUGCUCUUGCCAAAGAGUUGGAGCCAGGAAAGUUCCGUCCUACAAUCACUCAUUCAUUCAUUCGGUUACUACAUGAAAAGGGCCUUCUUCAUACCUGCUUCACUCAGAACAUAGAUACUCUAGAACGUCGAGCUGGCGUACCUGUUGAAAGACUCAUCGAGGCCCAUGGUAGCUUUGCGACCCAUUCAUGCAUCAAAUGCGGUGCAUCGUAUCCGGAUGACAAAAUGCGCGAAUGUGUAGCUGUCCAACGAAUCCCGCGAUGCUCAAAAUGCAAGGGCUUGGUCAAGCCAAAUAUCGUUUUCUUUGGCGAGUCGCUACCCACUUCAUUCGGCAAAGCCGUCCCAUCUCUACGGACUGCGGACUUGCUUAUCAUCCUUGGCACCUCGUUGUCGGUGUUCCCAUUCGCCUCCCUUACCUAUUAUGUCCCAAAAAGUUGUCCUCGCGUGCUCAUUAAUCUUGACAAAGUUGGGGAUAUUGGAUCUCGAGAAAAGGAUAUUCUCCUCCUAGGGGACUGUGAUACGGUUGUACGCCAGCUUUGUACGAAGUUGGGGUGGGGUGACGAGCUAGAAGCUCUAUGGGAAGUAACGGGAGAUCUCGUGGAAAGAGACAGUGAAGCGGAAAGCAAAGGAAAAUCCCUUGCCACGACGGAGGAAUCGAAAGACGAAAAACUUUCCCGGGAGGUGGAAGCUCUCACUAAAGAAGUCGAGAAGACCCUCAAAAUAUCUGAGGAGCAUGUCAAGGUGGUAAAUCUGGAGCUUGCAGAAUCUUCCAAUACUGGGGAGACACCAUUGAGAGAAACAGUAAAGGACUCAGACGAGAAGCUGGGGAACCGCUCCGAAGUCCCAAAGACCGAAAGUGACGAUCAAACGGAUACUCCUGAAAACGCUGGGACGGUAGCCGAUUAUGAGAAUCCUGGUACUAUCCUGGACAAGACGAAUUUGUGAUUGUUCGCUGUCUGGCCCACUUAUUCUAUUUCUUGUCAUUUCGUGUCUUGUAUUACGUCGUGUAUGAUGUACAUCUCUAGGUGUUUGGCAACAUAUGGUCGAACCUCUUCUCGCUCGACCCGCUGAGUUUGCAUUUUGUGUCGCUGUCAAAUUAAGCAGCCAAGUC